AUGGGUGUAAAUUUUGAAUGUUAUCAACGUUUGCAAGAAACCUAUCCGCCUGAAUUUCAGAAGCAGCAGCAGCAGGAGGAGGCGGGGGAGGAGAAUGAGAGAGCAUUUGUAACAUGCCAUGCCACAGAUAUCAACUCCUACAGCCAUCACAGACAAACAAAAGCAGCAGUAGAGUACGAAGAAGCCUUGUGUCAUAAGCAAAUGACAGCAACAAUAGUUGUGGGUGGUCCACUGCCAACACAAUCGUGUAAACGUCGACAACAUGGCCACAACGACAACAACACCAACAGCACCCAUAAAAGCCCAAAAGAAUGCAGCAACAACAGCAGCAGCAAUAGUUCUCUGUUCUGGCCCCUACAUUGUUCUCGACAAUGGCUAAUAUUGGCUUUACUGGUGUUGUCGUCCUGUUUACUUGCGGUUCCCGUUAAUGGCCUGGCAAAUUGUCCCAAUGGCUGUCAAUGUGAUGAUGAUACUCUCGUGGUCAAAUGCGGUGAAGGCACUCUUGACGUCCUGCCCAUUGCCCUGAAUCCGUCCAUUCAACGGCUGGUAAUCAAAAACAAUAAAAUCAAAACCAUCGAUUCGAGCAUUCAGUUCUAUGCCGAGCUAACGUUUCUCGAUCUGUCGUACAACGAUUUGGUAACCAUACCCCCGAGGACAUUUGCCUUCCAACGCAAAUUGCAAGAAUUGCAUUUGAAUCACAACAAGAUUGGCCAAAUCAACAACAAAACGUUAAUGGGUUUGUCGGCGGUUACCAUUUUGAAUAUUCGUGGCAAUCUCUUGGCCGAGCUGGAGGAUUACACCUUUGCACCGUUGCUCAAAGUGGAGGAAUUGAAUUUGGGCCAGAAUCGCAUUAGUCGCAUUGCUGCCCAUGCCUUUGACGGGUUGAAGAAUUUACGAGUUUUGUAUUUGGAUGACAACACCUUGACCUCAGUGCCGGCUCCGGAAAAUUUCCAGGCUAUGCCAAUGUUGGCGGAGCUGUAUUUGGGCACCAAUUCCUUUAUGUCCAUACCCAACAAGGCCUUUGAAGAUUUGAAAGGGCUAACCCGUUUAGAUUUAAAGGGAGCGGGUCUGCACAAUCUCUCGUUGGAAGCCAUGAAAGGUUUGGAGGGCGUACGCUACCUAGAUCUCUCCGAUAAUCGUUUGGAAUUUAUACCACAAAGUGCUUUGUCACAUUUGGAACGUUUGGAGGAAUUGGCAUUGGGACAAAAUGAUUUUGAGCUGAUACCCAGCAAUGCCUUGGCGGGACUGAAAAACCUCAAACGUUUGCAAGUUACAGGAGCCCAAAGGCUGCAAAAGGUGGAGAAUGGAGCCUUCUCGAGUAAUACCAACUUGGAAUAUUUGAAUUUAUCGGCAAAUAAGAUGCUGGCCGAAAUUGAAGAGAAUGCCUUUAGUGGUUUGCCUCACUUGAAACAUAUCAUCCUGAAGGAGAAUCAAAUUAUUACCUUAAGUGAGGGACUCUUCCCAUGGGCCGACUUGACCACUUUGGACCUCUCCGAUAAUCCGUUGGUGUGCGAUUGCCGUCUACUGUGGCUGCGCACUUUGAUAAUCAAUAAAAAUAAUACCAGCGAACAGAUCCAGGGUGUGAUAUGUUCAGCCCCUGCCAGUCUGAAGGGAGAGAAUUUGAAUACCCUUAGCCCUGCCAUGUUGGGCUGUAAUCACAGCAGUCCCAAUCAACAGGCUAUGAUUAGUAUUUUACUUGUCGUGACGGCAGCUGCCAUUACCGCCUUGGCUUUGAUUAUCUACUCCUGUCGGCGGAGAAUACGCGAAGUGCUCAAAGGAGGCUGGGGUAAUUCCGCCCUGGGUCGCAAAGAGCGGGAAUAUCAAAAAACGUUCUCCGAGGAGGAUUACAUGAAUCGCCAUCCCCAAAUACCCUGUGCCAUGAGCAGCUCCGCACCCUAUGCCACCACCACCAGCGGUUAUGGUGGCCAACAUGCUCUGCAAUAUAUGGGAUCCCGACCCAUUCCUGUUACCGAACUAUAGCUAGAAGCACCACCCCCACCUCAACAAAGAGGUCGGGGAUCGACCACAAAUGCAACUGCCAGUAACUGUAACACCCUACAACAGCUGAAAGUUCCCAAUGGUACAUCUGUGUACAAUGGUUGUGGUCCUCUACCCGAUAAUCAAAACUCCUUUGUCAAUCAACUAAAUCAAAUCCCAUAUAUGACCAAUAACACCACCAGACCAUAUAACUAUCAAUCGCAACAGGAUAUGCGUAAGUUGGCCAAUACGAAGUCAUCCAAUCAGACCUCAUUGCCUCGGCACAGUCAAAAUAAUUGGCAACAAGAAAGUUCGCUGACCCAGAAUCACAUCUACUCCCAGCCGAUAACACCAAAUGGCGGUGUGUCUUAUGUCACACCAAAAUACAAUACAACCGAUCGCCACAUACGCUUGACCCAGGAUCAUUUCAAUCACAACAACUCCCUGAAAUAUCCACAGCAAUAUAAUCACCACGCUGCCAUGGAUGAGGGUGAUUAUUUGCACAACAAUUCCCAUUAUUCCUUGCCAGUGGAUCACAAUAAUGAUGCUAGUCCUACAUCUGAAUCGCCAAUACCGCCCACACCACCGCCACCGGCCUUGCCACUACGCAACGGUAGCUGCAACACUACCGGACGUAGAUCAACCUUUAGUUCUUUGAAUGGUAAUUCAUCGCAGCAGAAGCAGCAACCCCAACAUAAUCACAUAAAUAAUAACAAUAAUAGUAGUGUGGCAACUCUACACAAAAUUACAACUCUUAACAAUAAUAACAACAACAACAUCAAUCAUACCGGUAGUUUAAGGCACCAGUAUCACUGAUAUUCAUUGAAAAAAUGCCAUGAACAUGCCA
Musca vetustissima is the source of this 2824-nucleotide messenger RNA. RefSeq lists its product as uncharacterized. Gene Ontology annotation, cellular component: extracellular matrix. Lineage: Eukaryota; Metazoa; Arthropoda; Insecta; Diptera; Muscidae. The record is from RefSeq and is a predicted model, not a curated record. Gene Ontology annotation, molecular function: protein binding. The transcript has a single exon.